AUGCCGCCAAAUGUCGUCACGGGGUCACUCGGGGCGACCAGCUUCCAACGGAAACCCGCUGCCCUGACAAAGGUGGACGGCGACGCAAAAUACUUUAGACCAGGGCGCAAGAGGUUUGUGGCCCUGAGCGGCAGGCAUGGGUGUCUGUCGCUCAAUAUGGGGCUCGUGAGGGAUGCUGUGUCUAUUGCACCGGCACAGCAUCAUUUAGAAGAGGAGGCUCAAAAAGACCAGAAACUACAAGAUUGCGUCUACGUGUUCCAAUGUGAAAUGGCUGCUUCCGUAAUCAACACAUACUCUGACCCUACUCUUGAAUGGAUGAAUACCCCACACAGUACGGGCACAUCAAUUAUGGCUUGCGAGUUCGACGGCGGCGUUGUUAUAGGCGCUGAUUCUCGCACUACUACCGGCGCAUACAUUGCUAACAGAGUAACAGACAAGCUGACUAGGAUCACCGACCACAUAUACUGCUGCCGCUCCGGCUCGGCUGCAGACACUCAAGCAAUUGCUGAUAUUGUAACCUACCACCUCAAUUUCCAUAAAAUGGAAUUGGGUGAACCUCCGCUAGUACAAACAGCUGCUGCAAUUUUUCGUGAACUCUGUUAUAAUUACCGUGAUUCUUUAGUUGCUGGAAUUUUGGUUGCAGGAUGGGAUAAGAAAAAAGGAGGUCAAAUAUACUCUGUACCCAUUGGUGGCAUGGUGCAACGUCAGGCUGUGUCUAUUGGUGGAUCUGGAUCUUCUUAUGUAUAUGGUUAUGUUGAUGCAAACUUCAAGCCGAACAUGACCAAGGAUGAAGCUGUGAAGUUUGUUACAAACACACUUACACUAGCCAUGUUGCGUGAUGGAUCUUCCGGUGGUGUUGUUCGCUUGGGUGUUAUCACAGAAGCGGGUGUUGAGCGUUCUGUGAUCCUCGGGGAUCAAUUGCCUAAAUUCUAUGAAGGC
This is a messenger RNA of Iphiclides podalirius (scarce swallowtail), 939 nucleotides long. NCBI's taxonomy places the organism in Eukaryota, Metazoa, Arthropoda, Insecta, Lepidoptera, Papilionidae. The record is from the annotation of a GenBank genome assembly.